Microcebus murinus (gray mouse lemur) is the source of this 5141-nucleotide messenger RNA. The record is from RefSeq and is a predicted model, not a curated record. Lineage: Eukaryota; Metazoa; Chordata; Mammalia; Primates; Cheirogaleidae.
UAUUGCUGGAGAUAACUUGCUUUUAGUCAAAGUAUUUUCUUCCAAGUCACCUGGAACUCUCCUGUGUAGCACCUAAAACAGAUGUACUAGCCCAGGAGGGCAGAGAGUAUCUCAAUACCUGGAAAUGGACAAGCCUGGUUAGCACAGAGUUUGCAGGGGUUGAAAAGGUCACAAAAGUGAAGCUGAAUAAGAGUAGUCUCAGGUUGUGAACCUUGCUGUCAGGCAUUCUAGUAAGUUCUGACUUUUCCUUGCAGGUGAUAAUUUGGGUUAUGUAUUUUUAAAAGUUAACUCAAAUGCAUUUGUGCUCUUCACAGCCAUAUUGCUGGGCUCAAUACACAAAACCCUAUACAUCUGGCCCUUACUGUUAUGAGGUAUUUUUCAAAAGGAUGAAGGACUCAGUGGAUGUCCACUGAGGUCAAGGUUAAUAUAAAUAAUCUGAAGUAGGAGAGUUGCCAAGGGAACAAAAGAUUGACCAACAAUAUUUGAUGGCUUAAGAAGGAAGGUUAACCACGAGAUUGUGCAAUUUAGGAGUUGACUUGUUGACCUUUGCCAGUGAUGUCUAAAUAAUGGAGUGAGAACAAUAGGAGAGACAAAUUGAGAAAAGAAUGAAAAGCAAGAAAGUGAAGGAUUUUGGAAGCAGCUUGGAGGAGGGACCGGGAAGGUCGCCACCUAGUGUGAAUUCAAGGUACUGAGAAAAAAGUAAAACAACGCUGACCUGAAUUUUGAAUUACUGGGGGAAAAAAAAGAAAGGCUGAAGAAAUCAGUUUAGGUCCAACCUAAUUUUUGUUUGCUCUCUACUCUCAGUCUCCAACACUUUCAGCUCCCAAAAUAUUUUCUCAACCACAACAAAGCAUAAAGCACUUGGCACUGCCUGAAAGGAUGGGCUGAAAUCGUCCAGCAGAUAAACACAGUCAUGCCUCAUUAACAUGACCUUCCAUGAUUUCAUGUGCCCAAGUCUAUUCUUUGGGCUUUGUCUUCAUUUUUGUUUGCCAAAGCAUGAUCUAUCCUGGAGUUAAGUGAGAAACUGAAUUCAUCUGGGGCUUCUUCCCUCCUGCAUGUCGACCAUUAACCUGCCCAGUUAAAAACUUUACUUUCACCUGCCUUAAGUCCCUCUGUUUUUUUCUCUUCUUAGAGUUUGACCUCAGGUAAAUUAGUAAAUUUCUCUGUGUUUCAGUACUCAUCCAAAUAAUAAUAUAUAUCCCCAUAGGGCCACUAUGAGAUUUAAGUAAUAUAUGAAAAAAAUCCAUCCUUUAAAUGUGGAACAGCUGUCAACAGGUGUUGCAUUUCCCACACCUGCAGUACAAAACAACCUUUCAAGUGUUACUACCUUCUCCCACACGUUUAGGAAGUUACAAAGUCUUAGAGACUUUACAAAGAAAACCAAACAGCCUGCAGUUUCCUCACAUGUAAAAUGGAGGCUUUGGCUAUCUCACAAGAUGACUGUUUCACGAAUAGGAUGAAUUAGCAAAUGAUCUGAUGUUUAUAAAACAUUAGUCUUCUGUCUUAUAAUGUCCUUAUUCAGUAUUAAUCUCAGGUCCCUCCUGCCUCCAAUCUCAAUAUUCCUUAAUCAAUGAUUUAUCAAGUGAUGCAGAUCAUCUGCGAGCCUGACAAAGCUUCUGUCCUCACAGGACAUGCAGUGAUGACAAGCGUUGAGGUUUAGGUCAGACUGUCUGGGUCAGAGACUCCCUCUGUGGUCUAAACCUCUGUGUACUCAGUGUCCUCAAGUCUAAGUGGGCGUAAGAUAGUACCUAUUUCCCAAUAGGGAUUAAUAAGAAAGUUGCUUUAAGUGGGCAGGGUUUGAAAAGGUGCGUUGGGUAAAGCCACUAACAGGUGUGUGGAGGGCAGGGCUGAGUCCAGGUGUAUCCUGGGUGGGCAUCUCAGGGUGAUAUUUAAUGAAUGCUGCUUUAGAGCAGCGCUGUUUUACUCAGAAAGGCUGGACCAGAGAGCGACAUGGCUUCUAACUCAGAGCCAGACAAACAGACCGAGGACGGAGAGACCCAGGAGGAGAGGGACAGCCAGUCCUGUCGGCCUCAGAGCCAGGAUUCGAACACAGGAUCUCCAGUUAAAGAUAGUCCUAAAGAAAUAAAAAUAAAAAGGAAAAAACCAAUUAUAAGAAGACGACAUAAAUUUACUCCAGAUGACCUGCAUAGACUUGAGAAGUCAUUUGAACAAAAUCCGUACCCUGAUAUUACAACCAGAGAAAAAUUGUCCAAAGCACUCCAUUGUUACUUGCCUGUAAUUGAGAGAAGUGCUGUUUUACUCAGAAAGGCUGGACCAGAGAGCGACAUGGCUUCCAACUCAGGGCCUGAAGAGCAGCCGGAGGAGGGAGUGGCCCAAGAGGAGAGGGACAGCCAGCCGUGCCCUAUGGCCUGUCAGCCUGAGAGCCAGGAUUCGAAUGCAGAGAGAGACAUGGCUUCCCACUCACGGCCUGAAGAGCAGCCGGAGGAGGGAGUGGCCCAGGAGGAGAGUGACAGCCAGCCGUGCCCCAUGGCCUGUCAGCCUCAGAGCCAGGAUUCGAACACAGGAUCUCCAGUUAAAGAUAGUCCUAAAGAAAUAAACAUAAAAAAGAAUAAAGGAAUUAAAAGACCACGACAUAAAUUUACUCCAGAUGACCUGCAUAUACUUGAGAAGUCAUUUGAAGAAAAUCCUUACCCUGAUUUUACAACCAGGGAAAUAUUGUCCAAAGAACUCCAUUGUUACUUGCCUGUAAUUGAGAACUGGUUUCAAAGCAAAAGAGCCAGACUACCACUUAGAGAGAGACGCAGAAUAUUUGCUAUCUGGAAAAUGGAUGGAUACCCCAUCGAAAGUGUCCCACUUAGAAGCCCCCAGGAAAGUCAGGUGGAACAUCCCAACCACAACAUUGAGCAGGCCUCUGGUCCUGCCCAGGAGGUUCUACUGGGUAGAGCUGGCUGUUCUUGUCUGGGGAUGCAGCAGAUUCCCACUGAGCAGAAUGGCUCAGGUGACUCUAGCCCCAUCUAUGAAACCAUGCUGUGAUUUUGAUAUCUACGGGACACAGGAAGUGAUCUGUCUCCCAGCUAUGGAUCAGAAACCUUUCUUCGUCUUCCUACAUCUUCUAUGCAGUAUUUUGAGAGGGACAAUCCUGAGCUAGGGGAAGGCCAGCCUGCAAAUCCCUUCCUUCUGUGCUAUGUAGUGUGUAGCAGGAGGAGGCAAAGGCCCAUUGUCAGUAUCCACUAUUUCAAGGACAGCUGCAGAAUGGUUGGGGAUGUUAUCUUCAGCCUCUGCAGCCUCAGAAUUACCAAGAGAAGCUGGUCUUCCAGGACCAAGUUCCAAUGUACCUGAGUCCCAGACAGCAGCAGGUGCCCUCCCUUUAGUCAUAGCAGCAGGUCUUGUUUUUUCAAGGAUAUGGAGAGUCCCUAUGCUCUCAGUUGCAGCACGCACCUUCCACUGGGGCUGUUGAGCUUGUGGCAGGCCAAACUUACUCCAGGGUGCACCCAUUUGUCCUACCAUUUCCUCUUGGAGGCCAAGAACAUUUUGAGGAAAUGGCAUCACACCAACUUAUACAUUUCCCAUAAAUGCGCUGGGCAGAGCAUGCCCACCAUCAUGCUUGCACUCUAUCCCAUCAGAUUUCCAUAAGGCCAGGAGCUGCAGGCACCGAGGGUUUGGCAGCCAGAGUGUGAUGGGGGUUGGAGUCCAGGGGUUUUGAGGGGGGCCUUCUGCAAAGCCAUCCACACCCAAGAGAAAGGAUCCUGGUGACCCAAGGAGGGGUUCUUUGCAACUUUCUCUACUGAAAACUGGGAGACUAGAAGUGUCCAAGGCCAGAUCACAGUUCUUUUAACAUCAGGUCUGGUCUUGGGCCCUUUGGUUGUGAGGCACAUGGAAGAAACCUUAGGAGAAGGAAGAUAGCACUGUCUUUGGAGCCUAAAAUGGGGACUUUUUUCGCUUGGAGGGGGAAUUAGGAUUUACUUCUUAGCACUUGAGGUCAGAGUUUAGGCUCUGAAGAUAACUAACUGUCUGAGCCUGUUUCUGGCAAGAGUAUUGGGACUCAUUCCAUGGCAUUGGGUCUUCAUGCAAGUGGGAGUGUGAAAUGAAACUGCAGAUAAGACCCCAAGCUCUCCAGACAAGACGGACUGCCUGUGGCUGACAGAGCUGUGCAAAUUAAAAUAGUGAGAGCCCAGCAGCCAUGGAGGGUCAUAGAGGAGCACCCUUGACAUAAGUAACUCCAUCUUAGACAAAUAUCCCACCUUACCAUUUCAAAAAGUGUCAUGCCAACAGGGAUGAGAUGUUCAGAGAUUACACCUGACCAGGUAGAGGCAUAGCCCUUUGCUGUUGGCCCUCACCAACGUUCUCAAGGAGCGUAAAAACAACAGAACGUCACUAGUUGGAUUCAGCUGUCUCCACAGGCACCAUCUUGCUGUCACUCAAGAUCUGCACCCAGCCCCUGCUGCUGAAAGCUCUGCCCAAAUAAAGGACUCUGCUGUGAGAACUGUCUGGAACAGACCAGGGCAUUAUGCCUGUCCAUGUUGCACUUCUCGGACUGGUUCCUUAACCCCUUUCCUAUCCCCUUUUCUCUUGACGCUAAAUGUUACUUUGUGGAAAUUUUAGUCUAUGACGUGUUGAUUGAGUAUAUUGCUAUGUGUGGUUUGCAAUAUUGACUGACUCAUGGAAUGGCUGGAGCCCGUGUACCCACGGCUCACUGCCGAGUGAACGGGCAGUACUAAGGACAGUUGCCUCCUUGGGAACUUGUGGCUUUUAUGAUUGAAUAUGCAUCAGCAAAAGUCUGGCCUUGUGGAAAGACCUAAACAUGUGGGGACCUGGUUAUGUUUGACCUUGUGCCCUUUACAACGUAGGGUGAAAUAAGAAUAAUCACACACCCUUUGUUCCCAGUAAGAGCAGCUCCAGACAAAUGUCUUCUCUGUUCCUCAUAACUAAGAUGGUUCCUGAAACCAGAGCUGAGACCCUGUGGCCUGAAAACUCCGCCCACCACUGCCUGAAAGGGACAUCCAACGGAGACCUCUGGUUUGGGGCUUAAAAACUAUCCACUUGGGGCUCAGUUAUUUUCAAUCAAUCAGGUCUGAAUGAGUUUAAAUCCUUCAUUUGCAUAUGUAGACCUGAUUGAGGGCUAGGGCAGGAACUUUUCCUAUUAAGCCAGAUACCUUUCUGUUUCCCUAGAGCUGGCUUUU